This is a messenger RNA of Myotis davidii, 2011 nucleotides long. It is a transcript of the gene RARS2, whose product is annotated as arginyl-tRNA synthetase 2, mitochondrial. Lineage: Eukaryota; Metazoa; Chordata; Mammalia; Chiroptera; Vespertilionidae. Gene Ontology annotation, biological process: mitochondrial translation; arginyl-tRNA aminoacylation. Bases 44 to 1804 code for a protein of 586 amino acids. The record is from RefSeq and is a predicted model, not a curated record. Gene Ontology annotation, molecular function: arginine-tRNA ligase activity; ATP binding. The transcript is spliced from 21 exons. Gene Ontology annotation, cellular component: cytoplasm; mitochondrion.
GGCUCCGUCUGGAACCUAGGGGACGCACUACGUGGAAGUAGACAUGGCGUGCGGCUUCCGCAGGUCCAUCGCCGGUCAGCUUUCCAGAGUAUUGGAUCUUCCACCAGAAAACUUGAUCAAGUCAAUAUCUGCAGUUCCAGUUUCCAGAAAAGAAGAAGUAGCUGAUUUUCAGCUUUCUGUGGAUUCUCUGUUGGGGAACAAUGACUAUUCAAGACCAGAUAUUCAAGUUCAAGCCACACAACUGGCAGAGAAGCUAAAAUGUGAUACAGUGGUGACUGAAAUCAGCACUGGUCAAGGGACUGUAAAUUUCAAAAUAAACAGAGAACUAUUAACAAAGACAGUGUUAAAACAAGUUAUCGAAGAUGGUUCAAAAUAUGGAUUAAAAAGUGAGCUUUUCUCUGGUCUUCCCCAGAAGAAGAUUGUGGUUGAAUUCAGUUCACCUAACGUUGCCAAAAAAUUUCACGUUGGACAUUUGCGUUCUACCAUCAUAGGAAAUUUCAUAGCAAAUCUCAAAGAAGCUUUAGGACAUCAAGUAACGAGAAUAAAUUACCUUGGAGAUUGGGGUAUGCAGUUUGGUCUUCUGGGGACUGGCUUCCAACUGUUUGGCUAUGAAGAAAAGCUCCAGUCCAAUCCUUUGCAGCAUCUCUUUGAAGUUUACGUACAAGUUAAUAAAGAAGCAGCAGAAGACAAAAGUGUAGCCAAAUCAGCACAUGAUUUCUUCCAGCGAUUGGAACUAGGUGACAUGCAAGCACUUGCACUAUGGCAAAAAUUUCGGGACUUGAGCGUAGAAGAGUACAUUCGGAUUUACAAGCGUCUAGGAGUACAUUUUGAUGAAUACUCAGGAGAAUCAUUUUAUCGUGAAAAAUCUCAAGAAGUCUUAAAGUUGCUGGACAGUAAAGGACUCCUGCAGAAAACAGUAAAAGGAACGGCUGUAGUGGAUCUUUCUGGGAAUGGUGACCCUUCCUCAGUUUGUACUGUGAUGCGUAGUGAUGGGACAUCUCUGUAUGCAACCAGAGAUCUUGCAGCUGCUAUAGAUCGAAUGGACAAAUAUAAUUUUGAUACAAUGAUUUAUGUGACAGAUAAAGGGCAAAUAAAGCAUUUUCAGCAAGUGUUCCAGAUGCUGCAGAUCAUGGGAUAUGACUGGGCAAAAAGGUGCCAACAUGUGCCCUUCGGAGUGGUGCAGGGAAUGAGGACUCGAAGAGGAGAUGUCACUUUUCUGGAAGAUGUCUUAAAUGAGAUUCGAUUAAGGAUGCUACAGAACAUGGCUUCUAUUAAGACCACCAAGGAACUGGAGAACCCGCAGGAGACUGCAGAGAGGGUCGGGCUGGCAGCGCUCGUUAUUCAGGACUUCAGAGGUUCCCUCUUAUCUGACUAUCAGUUCAGCUGGGACCGUGUCUUCCAGAGUCGUGGGGACACAGGUGUCUUCCUGCAGUACACGCACGCCCGCCUCCACAGUUUGGAAGAGACUUUUGGAUGUGGUUAUCUGGAUGACUACAACACUGCUUGUUUACAAGAGCCGCAGUCUGUUUCAAUUCUCCAGCAUCUUCUCAGGUUUGACGAAGUGCUUUAUAGAUCAUCUCAGGACCUUCAACCCAGGCACAUUGUCAGCUACCUUCUAACUCUAAGUCACCUUGCAGCUGUAGCACACAGAACACUGCCCAUAAAACAGAGUCCUCCUGAAGUGGCUGGGGCCAGACUUCAUCUUUUCAGAGCUGUCCGUUCUGUCCUAGCCAAUGGAAUGAAACUUCUUGGAAUAACACCUGUAACUUACUGCAUGAACUCGGGGACUGGAUACAUUGAAUAACAAGAAAUUACUUGUACAGAAACCGUUUACUUCACCUAUCUGCAUAUUGGUAAAAUGUUUUGUGUGAUUGUUUAGGUUAACAUGUGAUCUGUUUGAUCAGUAUGGCUGCCAGCAUUUCCAUUUGGGACUGCUGUAAUUUAUUUUAAAUGUUGCUACGAGAAGUCUUCUCUAGUAUCAGUAUCAGUGACUAUCUAAUUUUACGAAUCA